CGGGCAUAGGGCGGCGAGGCUGGGCGGCCCCCGCACAGCGAGGGCCUGAUGCAGGAGCGCAGCCCGGCGCCGCGGCGGCGCUGCGGGAGGAGGAGGAGGAGGAUGGCGGGGCUGGCGUGGAAGUGGCCGCGCACCCGCCUGCCCGUGGGGGCCAGCGCCCUGGGCGUCUUCGUCCUCUGCUGGCUCUACGUCUUCCCCGUCUACCGGCUGCCCGACGAGAAGGAGAUCGUGCAGGGGGUGCUGCUGCAGCAGGGCAAGGCGUGGAGGAGGAACCACACUGCGGUCGCCGGCUUCAGAAAACUGCUGGAAGACUGCUGUGACCCUGGGCAGCUCUUUGUGAUGACAAAGCUGAACUCCCCCAUGGGAAAGAACCUCUGGUUUGAUGGGGAAUUUUUGUAUUCUUUCACCAUUGACAAUACAACUUACUCUCUCUUCCCACAGGCUACACCCUUCCAGCUGCCACUGAAGAAAUGCUCGGUGGUGGGAAACGGUGGGAUUCUCAAAAAGAGCAGCUGCGGCAAACAAAUAGAUCAAGCAGAUUUUGUCAUGCGGUGCAACCUUCCUCCACUAUCAAGCGAAUACAGCAAGGAUGUUGGAACAAAAACCCAGCUGGUGACUGCAAAUCCCAGUAUAAUUCAGAAAAGGUUCCAGAAUCUGCUUUGGUCUCGAAAAGCAUUUGUGGACAGUGUGAAGGUGUAUAAUCACAGCUACAUCUACAUGCCAGCCUUCUCGAUGAAGACAGGGACAGGACCCUCCCUACGUGUCUACUACACCCUGGAGGACUUCGGUGCCAAGCAGGCGGUGCUUUUUGCCAACCCCAAUUUCCUGCGUGACAUUGGCAAGUUCUGGAAGAGCAAAGGUAUCCAUGCCAAACGGCUUUCCACAGGACUUUUCCUAGUCAGUGCCGCCCUUGGUCUGUGUGAAGAAGUAACAAUUUAUGGCUUCUGGCCGUUCUCAGUGGACCUGCACGGGAAGUUUAUUAGCCAUCAUUACUAUGACAAUGUCUUGCCCGAUUCUGGAUUUCAUGCCAUGCCGGAGGAAUUUCUACAGCUCUGGUUCCUUCAUAAAAGUGGUAUACUGAGAAUGCAGCUAGAACAAUGUGAGGACCCUUUAGUCCUGUCUUCUGCCUAAGGAUUGUAGCAGUCAGUUUGGAAGAUCCAAUAGUUUUUAAUUUCCAUGCUCUCCAACAGAGAGUUCUGUUUUUCUGUUGAUUUUUUUUAAAGGGAAGAUAAUCACGGAUCUGCAUGGACCGUACAAAUGCUACUUGAAGGCCAAAUGGAAUACGUCCUUAAUGUAUAGUGUUUUAUGGAACUGGGGUGGGGGGAAACAAAUCUCUCCAUCAAGUCCAUUCAGCAGUAUUGUGAAAAUAAUGUCAUAAGCGACACAGCUGAACUUUCUGGGUGAUAUUUUUAAAUGACCAGUGUAAAAAGGGCAUUAAGGCUCGGAGAGAAACAGGGCCACCCACAAGCUUUUGCUGACAGUGCCAAAUAUGACUGUCUGUACAAAAAUCCAUUUCAUUCCAGACUGGCUCCUCAUACAACUUCCUUUUUUUUUCUUUAUUUUCCUCUGUGUGUGUGGAGUGGGGUGGGGGGCGGGGGUGGCUAUAGAGGAAAGUGUGUGUGUUGUCAAAUUUCUUUGUUUCUUUCUUUUUCCUUUUUUUUUUUUUUUUGUUUUCCAAUGGAAGAAAGGGGAAAGGUGUAAAAGCCAGAGGAGCUGAGUACCAUCAGCUCCUCCAAAAACUUCGGAGAGUGAAGGGUGUCAAGAAUCUGGUAGAAGAAUGUCCUGGGAAUGUCCUGCUACUGAGAAUGGAUGUACCUUCCUGUUGUAGGCUUUAUCAGGAUAGUUUAGGUCAUUGCACUUUUAGCUAUGCUAAUGCUAUGCUAUGGGCAAGAGCUGACUAAGGGAAAUUGGUUUGAAAAUAAAACUUGUGUUACAAAAGCAGAGGUGAAGUGCAACCAGAUUUCAGUUGACCUGCUGCAAGAUUUCCACAGUGACUUUUGUAGCAGGGAUUGUUCCUGGCCUGUUUUGUUGUCCAGCCUUUGGGAUUAAUUCUGUAUUCAUUUGGGCUCCAGAUGUUCACUGAAUAUCAAGGGGAUAUGAGGUGUUUAGUGGAAUGCAGAAUGAGGUUCUCCGUGUGCUUAUAGCAGAAAAACUGCAGAAAUGAAUGUAAGUGUCAUUUAAAAUGAGCUGAAACUUUGAAAAUCCUUUCUCUUUGUGCAACUAGCUCUUCUGUUUGGAUUGUAACAUUAGCCUUAAAGACUUGUACUUUUCUUGCAAGAUUGUGUCUUGUUAAAGAGAGUCUGAAAAAUAAAACAGCCUUUGGGAGCACUGAAAAAAUACAUAGCCAGCAAGAAAAAAACAAAAACCAACCAAACAAAAAAGAAACACACAAGGAAAAAGCAGGCACUUACAUAAUGCUGCUGCCUUUCUCCUCGCAAUCAGUGAGUUACGUAAGUGUGCACAUUGCACUCCGGCUGCUCCAGUCAGUGCAGUGCCUAAAGGACUGUUUUAUUUUUGGGUAUUACUUGGACAGCGGAUGAUCCUAUUGCCAUGUAAAUGAGAAAUCUUUUGGUUUGUUUGCUUUGGUUUAGCACUGUAGGACAAGAAGAGAAAACCAGAUCAGUCCACAGUGCAAUUUCAGCUGCAAGAUGUUAUCACCAUUAACUUUAAAAUCCAAACUAAUGUUCUCUUUUUUCUACUUCUAUCAUUAGUAGCUGAAAUUCUAGUCAAAGUGUUGAAACAACAAAACUGUCAUCAGGUUUCCACAACAAUUUCCUCUGCUACCUGUUUUAGCUCCAAAAUGCUAGUGUUUUGGGGGAUGUGUCCUAUCAUAUGUUAACAACCUCUCUCUUUGUAGACUACCAGCUGCAAGUUAUAUAGAUAUAAUUAAAAAAAAAAAAAGGCAAAAACCUUGGCUCUUCUUUAAAUAUGAAUAAUUUGACUAUCUGUGUAGGACACUGAAACAAACAAAAUUACUGUUUUGCUUUUUAAAUGUUUCAGAAUAAAAUCUUUCUAAAUAUGAAUAUUCCAAGCAUAAAGUGGGCAUUGUUCCACAGGAUUACAGUGCAGUUCUAAACUGCAAAGUGGAGGUUUGGAUUAAAUGCUGUUUUAGAGAUUGUUCUGAUAAAAUCUGAAUGUGCUUCUAUAACCCAUUUUAUUACUGUCCACUUUUGCUUAUGCUUUUUUAAAAGUACAAUUAACAGACCAAUAGCACAUCAUUUGAUAAUUCAUUCACUUGGGUUAUAUUUAUCUUAUCUAUAAUGUGGAUACUCAGCGAGAAAGGAUUUGAAAGCAAAAUAUUUUCUUUACUGGCAAAUUUUUACUGAGCUGCCUUUCUUGAAGAACAGGUGCCUAUAUGGUUUUUAUUAGAUGCAUCAAGCGUUGCACUUCCUGGUGCUUUAAAGAUGUUAUCUGUGAGAACAACUGUCAAAAUGUGGUGUUUUAAGAUGGCACUUCAGAAGGAUGACAGUAUUUCCUUGGGGUUGCAGGGGAAUGAGGAGAGUAGUGAGAACUGUCCCUCUGCUGGGCACCGUUUGGCAUUUGUACCAGUGCUUGGGAAUUCAGUUCCGAACCUCUCUGAUGGUUACCCAGCACUUUGGAAAUCUUUUUUUCCCAUGUUCUGGGAAAAUAAUCUGAGUAGUAGAAGAAGAGAAAGUGAGGAUUUUCGUAGGAAUGACUUCAUACUCAGUGCAGUAUUUCAUAACAUCUGUCUUGUUUAUGUGCAGCCAGUGCCCUGGGUAUCCGGGGCUGUUUUAUUCCCCGUCUCUGUAAGACUGAAGCAGACUGAACCUGUAGCCUGUGGUCUUUGUGAGUCUCUUUUGAUGUCUGCAAUACCGAGGUUUGCAAGAUGAUAGGUUUAAAAAAAUCAUGGGGACAGAAGAGACCCAAGCUGUGUGUGAUAAGUGUGGCUGGUGUUCCAGAAAUCAGUAAUUCUCUCUGUAUUUGCAUUUACCUAUAGUGAAUAUAACUGCAUCGUAAAAUGACGACCUUAUUUAUCAGGGAAGUAAAGGCUUCAAGGAUAAAUAAUUUUCUGUAACUUGCAGAAAACUGUCAACUUAGGAAAGAAGAGAAUCAAAAAUAAAUGUCCCUUUUGAGAGCAAGUCUACAGUGUGAGCUCAAAAAAUACCUGUUUUAGUUGGCUGAUUUGUCAAUCCAUGCAGAUACUGGCCAGCAAGGAGGCUUUUACCCUACAAGUAAAAAUGGGAUACAGGAUGGUACUGUAAGCAUUUUGUGGCAAGAGCAGUCACAACGAAAAUGAAAAAACAUCUGGGAAUGUGAGAGUGGCAGCUGCCUGACAGAAAUCUUGGAGUUAAUGCACUGCACCCUUUCUGUUGCUUAGGGUGAGACUUACCUGGUUUAAGUCUAGGGGAUGUGGGUCAUGUGUACAGGAUCAUUGAUAUGAAAUGUGGAAUUACAUGUAAGGGAUUGAAAUAGUAUCCCAUUUUGGGAGGAAGGCUACGCCACAGGAUAAGACUGUACUUCUGUUCAAGCACAGGUGCAGUCAGACCCAGGAGGCUAACAUAGGCAUUAACCAAGAGAAAUCAGCAUCUCACAAUUAUAGCAAACUUUGGACAGAGUAAUUAUAUUCUGGCAUUUUCCUAUUGAUUGAUUUCAGCCCAUGGAUAGUAGUGCCCUUAAGUCUUGUGUUGCUAUAUUUUCAUAGAAUCAUAGAAUGGCUUGGGUAGGAAGGGACCUUAAAGAUCAUCUAACUCCAACGCUCCUGCCAUAGGCAGGGAGGGAUGCCACCCACUAGAUCAGGUUGGCCAAGGCCCCAUCCAGCCUUGCCUUCAAGUGAAUUUUCCUUGAAUUGAAAUCUUAAUUUUGUUGGUGAAAUUCCCCGCUUUAGCGCCUUUAUUUCUACUACUAGCCACUGAAUUUCUCUGGUAGUGUAGCUAGAGCUGCACAAGUCUGUGCCAGGUUAAAAGCUACUGAAAUUCAUCUUCAAUAAAAACUAGUUUGGGCUUGCCAAACAAUUUGUUAAGGUUCUUAGUUAUUAAUUUUAUCAUAGAGGUGCCAAGAUACAGAAAUGUUGGAAUCAUUGCUCUGCAUAGGAAGUACUGCCACCUGUUUGUAAGAUGAAUGAAUUAAAUCCCUUUACAAGAACUGUGCAUGGGGGAUAUUUGGCACUGAAAUCACUCUAGGCAUAAUCUUUUUGGGUACUUGUAUGUUUUUGAGUAAAAUAAGGCCAAUGUAUAAACUUGUUCUAAAUCUAUGUAAAACUCCUCCUUUCUGUUUAUUAUGAAUAUUCUGAAGCUCACUCUAAAACAGAUAAUCCAGCAGACUAAAAUCAUAGAAAAUGAUUAUAUGUGCUCAUGAGAAUAAAAAUAUUUAUAAAUUUUGCACAGGCCUUUCUAAAAUUUAAAGGACUCUUCUUCGUGAAUGCUGUAUUUCUGUAUUUUUGCUGAUAUGAAAAUUAUCAAGUUUGGGGUGAAACAACUACAAAAGUCAAAGGUCCAAGCCUUUUUUACAGCUUAACUUCUCUAGAAUAUAUAAAUAUUGGCUUUUUUUUUUUUUGACUCGAAUACUUUCACUGUUUGUUUCACCUGUGACAUUGGAGUGGUGUCACAGAAUCAUAGAAUCGUUCUGGCUGGAAAAGACCUCUUAAGAUGUCUAGCCCAACCUUUAACCAAGUACUAAAGCCCACCACUAAACCACUCUACUAAGUUCUAUAUCUACACAUUUCUUGAAGACCUCCAGGGAUGGUAACUCAACCACUUCCCUGGGCAGCCUGUUGCAGUGCUAUACAACCCUUUGAGAAAAGAAAUUUCUCCUAAUAUCUGACCUAAACCUCCCCUGGUGCAACUUGAGGCCAUUUCCCCUCAUCUGUUGUAACAUUCACUGCUGAGUUUGCAUCUUUGUAGAAACUGAAGCUAAGCAAAGAAUCUGCUGUUUUAAACUGAAUCUCUGUACUGUGGUAGUUGCAUAAAAUCCUCCAUACAUAUUCAUGGAACUGGCUUAAUAUUUGGCUCACUCUAUCCCCUAAUUAACAAUGAGAAUAGGAGUGAGGAAACUUUUGAUCUAGAAAUGAGGACGGUGAAGGAGGUGAAUGCUAUCUCACCAUUUGCUGCCUGCUUUGGUUCUCUUCUUUAGCCUGACAGAUUAGUAAGUGUUGGAACAAGUCCAGGUUAUACAAAGGAUAAGCAGUUCCUGAAGAGCUGGAUGAGGAUGGAAAAAAUGAAGAUCACAUCAGUGGUGUAACAAAUUGGACUGUAGCAUUUUUUGAUAAAGAUCCCCAGUUCUAAGCAACUUUAGAACAUUUUGUUUUGUUAAUGACUGUGAAAAAUGGACUACCUAUGACCUACCUAAGGUUUUCUGCAGGAUGGCAGCAAAGCAAAAUGAGAUGGCAGCUAUUGCUGUGAGAUAGGGAAAAUUAUUAAGCAGAAAAGGAAAUACAAUGGAAGUAUGAUGGCAAAGAAUCCAUCUUUCUCCUCUCUCCUUCCAUUCCCCUCGAAACAUAAGUAUAAUGGACUAUUAUCCUGAGUCACCAUCUCCUUUUUGAAAGGAUACGGUGAGAUUUCUGUUAGAUGAUGUUUCUUACUAAAAAAACAACAACAUCAAACCUUGUCCAGAAAUGCCCAGUCCCCUGCUCUGUGGCUAUUUAGGGGAUGUUCUGGUGGCUGUGGCUCCACUGGUGUGCUGUGACCUCUGUAAUGGGAUCUGCAUCUAAUAUCAUGUGUUCCCUUCAGACCUCCAUCUGGGAUCAUCUUGGUUUGUAUUUAUGCCCCAGGUCAUCCUAAUGGACCUCUUUGCCAUCUCCUUCCUGCUGACCAUCCUCAUUGGGCUUAGAAGUGUGAUUAAAAAAAUCAGCCAUGAAGUUAGCUAAUAUACUUUGUCAUUUUGAACCAUGUUUUCUUCAAAAGUGAUUGAUAUAUCCAACAAGAGUUAGCUGCAAGUUGCAAAUAUGACUUCUGUUAGGUGGUGAUAAUUCUAUCACUGGUGAACAAAAAGAGAAUGGAAGAAGGCUGUGUUUUUCUUACCAAUUGUAGAAUAACUUCUGUUCCGUGAAUUCCCAGAAUUUGUCAUUUGGAAUUUAUCAUAUGUUUGACUGUUUAGUAGUUUUUGAACAGAACAAUUAGACCUAGUGGCCUGUUUGUUAAAUAUCAGCAAACUCAUUUUUCUAAAGGAAAUAUAAAUACCCAAUAGGAGGCAUAACCUAUUCUCCCUAGCUGAUAUUUCCUUGGCAGCAACGAGAAGUUAAACAGUUACUUAUUCCUCCCUGAUUAUUCAUUUCCUUCAUUUUUUAUUACAGCAGGUUGAGCCCUAGUGUAUUCAGCCUCUUUAGCUUAGUGCAUAGACUUAAAAAUGAAUCUCGCUCUGUCUUUUCAGCUGUAAAAAAAGAGGUUACAAAAAAAAAAAAGUGUUCUUAGUUGAAAAUGGUUGCAUGGGUUCUCUGCAGUCAGGAGAGAGAUGGGCACCUCCAAGUGGUGAUUCAUGCUUUUCCUGAACAUGGGCUGCAUUUACUGAGGUCUCCAUAGGAUUGUGAAAACACCCCAACUGUGUUUGUAAGACUAAGUGGUGAAAGGCAAGACAUAAGGAUUUUUUUUUUGCCAGUGCCACACAGUUCGCUUAUAAGCAUAUAUUGCUGUGGCUUUGUUGGGCAUCUACUGAUGGGGAGCAGAGAUCUGCUCCCCACAGCCUGCACAGAGGAGACCAGCCUGGCCUGAGGAGUUCAGCUGAGCGUUGAGUUCAGCAGCCGGCGGUGUUCAGCAAGUAGUCCUUGUGUGAGUCGGCAGGUACGGUCAGGACAGCAUGGACUGCUGCCUGCGGCUGGCGCUAGGCAGUCACUGGAGCGGCUCCAUUUGGAUCUACUGUGGGUGCAAUUCAGCAAGUGCCGUUGCAGAACAGGUCCCAGAGGACUGCAAGGUUACCGUUCUUCUUCUUCACAGCCAGAAGUGCUGGGCUUGCUGGAAAGGAUCCAUAUGGAAACCAGCCUGCUUCUCACCCCGAAACACUUUUGAUCCCUGGCAAGUCUCAGAAGUUCCUGUUAAAACGGCAUCUUAACAUAAUCCCCAGGUACUCCCUGCUGCUGUUGAGUCGGUCAGCAUUUUGUUGAGAUGAAUAUUUAUCCUAUUUUGGUUCCUCUAAGGCAAAUUAAACGGUAGCACACAAACCACCUAGAAUUUGUCGUGUUGUUUGGUGUCUUCACCUUUCAGGUUUCUUUUAGACUAGAUAUAACUGUUGUGAGUGAAUCCAAAGCUGCUUAAGAAAGCAGCACCACAAAUAAUUGUUCUCUGGGUUUAUGAAUAAGCCUCUGUUCAAUAAAACAUGAAAGUACCUUUUGAAUAGUUCAUGGUGAUUUCUAAUUGUACAUUCAAUGAAUUGUUUUGCUCAGAUGGGGCCCAUAGCAAAGAUGAGUUGCCUCAUUUUCUGCUUAUUGGAAGGGGCAAUUACAGAGGCAUAAUGUAUUUUAAACUAAAUUCUUAACAAGAAGCUAGGAAAUCUACAUAUGCUAUGAGAAGCUUUGUUUUUGUUUGACUACCUUUGUAGUAAAGGAAACAUUUCACUAAAAGCAGAUGCACAGAGGAACGGAGAUUUUGAUUGCAAAAAUGUCAUCUGGAGGACUGAGACCCAGAUUUGAGUCUCUUGGGGAUCUCAAGAGCAGGAUCUCACUGUGCUGCAAGAGUGCUAUAAGCUCAUCUUCUUUUUAUUCUCUGCAUAUGUGUAUAUAUAUAUAUAUAUAUAUUUGUAGAAAGUGCUUGAAAGCUUUAUUUAUCCCUAUAUUGAAAAUAAAUGCUCCUUUUUUUUUCUUUUUUUUUUUUCUUUUUUCAAGAGUGUAGGUUUUCCUUUUAAAUACUCAUAGCAUUUAGUGUGCUCAGCAAAUCUGACCGAAGAUGUCCACUUUAUAGGAUAAAGCUGUUUUGGAGUAGUCUGGCAGGGCUCCUGCAAACUUGCGUGUUGAGUGCUGCCUCUUGAAUUGCAGAGUUUCAGCAGAUGGUAUGGAGUGUGUGGCACUGGCAAAAAAAAAAAAGAUGUUAGUUGCAGCUCUGCCUGCUCAGCAUCUCCUCUAUCCUGAGUGGCUUUUGUCAGUUCUGUGAGGGCUCCUCAAGUGUGGACUUCAAUCCUGAAGAUCAUAUGUUGAUCAGCUUUAAAGGACUGGGCUUUGAAUGUGUUGGAAACUAAAAUGAACAUCGAAGUGACUUGAAACGAGUCUUCUGUGGUCAUACGAUACUGUUGCACUAUCAGUAUAUUAAAGCCAUUCUAUCUGAGUAUGAGAGACUUACAUGUGUGAGGAGGACAGUGAAAGGUGAACAUCUGAUGAUGCAUAGGGCAAGGACUUCCAAAAAACGCUGUUUUUAUUUAUAUGAAUAAUGAAAUCUCCAUUGAGCCAAUAUUGAAUUAGGUCAGCAUUCAGUGCUCUUGAAAUUACUACCCCAUAAGCAUUUUCAAAAAUUCUUCCCUGUGCAGGCAGAAAUAGGAGACUUUUGCUUUGUUCAUGCUCCUCACCUUGUAUUAAAAACAGACAAAUAUAAAACAAAACAGAUAAUAGGCUGAAGUUUAUAACUCAAACACUGCUGAGUAUAUUUAAGAAUUACUACUAAAUAAUUUAUUGAAAAAAAAAUCACACAUUUGUAUAUGAAAAAGCCCCCCCCCCCCUUUUUAUUUUUUUUUUUGCUAUAAUGCAUCAGUAACUGACCAAGUGGUUUUCAAACUAUUCAGCACUUCCAGCUUUGCUACUCAAGUCAAGAAAAAAAAGAGAAAACAACUCAGGAGAGUGGUUCAGGUCUUCUGAAGUCUGUUACUGUCUAUGUGCUGCCAUUUAGUAGUGGUGUCUAAAGAACUAGACGAAGAUCAGAACCGACAUAAACAAGAAAGAAAGCAGUCUCUGUGGUGAAGAGAAGGAGAUACAAGCUUAUAUUUCAAUGCGUUGAUGAAUUGAGACCUAAAGUUAUUAACAGAUAUUAUGACUUUAUUCUCUCACUUUUCAUUUCCUCAGUUCUUGUGGUACUGCGGAGGAAACCUGCGAAGUCCACAAGUUGUUUCAGAUUUCCUCUGCUCUGUUUAUUGACUGCAGUGAACUUUCCUCUAGGCACUAAAUCUAAAAACACAACACAGAAACAGAACAUUUUAGGUUUAAUAAUGUUGAAUGUGACUAAGCUUGUAUGCAGCAUUUCAUGUCUUUCUAGUACUAAUUACUGUAUUAACUAGAAAGUAAAACAGUCUUUCUUAUUUCUGGUGCCACUUCUCUCAGAGUGUUUGAUAUCUUUCUUCCUCCUGUGGUUGCUCUCUCAGGUGAACGGAGAUUACAUUUAGCUCACCGAGAGAUGUUCUAAGAGUUAGUUAACUUACGUUCGGAAAAUAAUGUAAAACAAACAAACAAACAAACAAAAAAACAUAUUUUAUAAAAUACAAAGGUUUAUCUCUUUUGAACACUAAGGCAAGCAAGCAAACAGAGAUUUUUCUUUGACUGAAUUUAUGCUUCCAGGUUAAAAUCCACCCUCAUGGUUAGUAGGUGCAAGGACAUUACCUUCAGAUAACGCAUAGCUUGUAAGAAAGUGAAAACUCAUGAAUUUUAAUGAGAAAAACAGGUUUUCUUCUCUCUGCCCAGACCCUAAUUUAUAAGCCAAAUUCUCCAUUCUCUUCUACCACUCCAACUCCAGUCAAAUCGAUAGAAUUGCAUAGAUUUUAAUCAUCUGUCUGUUCUCAAACCUGAGGGAAUUCAUCCAACGAAAAUUUUAAAUAAAGCUGUUUUAAAGUGGUGCCAGGUUAUGCUGCCUAGUUAAAGGUGCCUAUUCUGUAAGCUACUGUUUUUUUUUUUCCCCCACAAAUGCAGACCAUGAGUGUUUUCUGCUAUUCCUUGGUUGUUGUUGUAAGGCAAAUAUUUUACUGCAUUUCAAACAUCUGCUGCACUAAGGUAUCACAGUCUGAAAUCAAAUCGUGAUCUUAGUCAUGUCCUAUAUGAGAAACCGUUUCUGUAAGUUGCAUAGAAGUGAUGCAUGUGUUGCUCAGACUGCCAAGAAUAUUGUGUGAGCUGGAUGAAAAUGAAAAAAAGGGUUUUGCUUCAGUGUGAAACCUCACCAUUGAGUGACUGUAUCUGAGAAUUAGAUAUCCUCCGGUAAUUUAUAGUCUGUGGUGGAUCUGAAGGCUGCUAAUGUUUCCACUCAUUGUCAAAUAAUUUUUUUUAGACUUUGAUAAUGCAAUGAUAUGAUCUUUUUCCUUCUGCUAUUCCAAUGCAGUUUAUAUUUUCUGAUAAGUUUUGCAGGGAAGAAAUUGUCUUUCUUAUUUAUUUAUUUCAGUCUGCCUGUAAGUGUCCAGGUUUCAUCUUAAAUUGCCUGCAGUCAGAUCUUGAAUUUUUGCAUUAAUCUUUGUGCACCCAUAGUCAAAUCAGGCAUCAGUAAAAUACAAACUCAUUUCCAAAUUUCGACCUCAAUACAAAACAAGGAUUCUUUAAUAAACCUUCAUAAUAUUGGCCUGUCACUACUGAGGUGUGAAAAUGUUUUUUAUUUUCAUUGUAUGUCUCACAACAGUUACUAGAUUAGACAGGGACAUAAACAACUGAAAUCAGCAUGUCUAGUUGUCUUUGUGUUUUUGGUACAUGUAUUCAUUGACCUGUUUUUUUUUUUUUUUUUUCAUCUCUGGCUGUCUUGCAGAUUCUCAUAAGUGUGUAUCAAACACACAAUGUAAUGCCCUAUCUCUAAAUAAGAAGAAUGCACAUCUAUCAUCUGAGAGAGCACUUGCAUAUUUUUUUCACCUGGGAAUUAGCCUAUGCUUUCUGUGUAUCCAAUACCGAAAUUAUUACCGAGUGUAAUGUACAGGAAUUGCACUUUGUAAGAUUUCUGUUCCUCUUGGGAGUUACUAGUACUCUGCAUUUUAAAUGAAGGUGAUUUAGCACUUUUCUUGAGUGAUUGGGUCAGAAAGCAAGGCAUUAAUAAUGCUGCCUGGGUCUUGCCUUGCUUGCAAUUCAACAGCCAUGCUGGGGGGCUGACUCCUGGCUUGUGACCCCCUAGGGGCUUUGGGCAAAGCUCAGGAGUGCUGCUGGGGCUGUACCUUGUGUCGAGCAGAGGUUGAGGUAGUGCUAGGGGCUGAUGGCUGGUAUGAGCAGCUCAUCACCAGAGCCAGGCGUUGGGGACCAGCCCUUGGCCAAGCAAAUCCUCAUCCUGCCCUGGGACCUGAGCUGCAGCCUUCUGAGUAUGCUGAGGGACAAGCCAGCAAGUGUCUGGGCUCUCUUAACAACAGAAGAAACUUCAUGUGCAACUGCUAUGGUAACCAAAUUGCUACCCUUCUUCCUUUGUUGUGGAAGGGAAGAUGGUGCAAAGCAUUUACAUGCCAUGCUUUAGCCCCUUACAGGUGGAGGUCAGGAAGUUUGAAUGUGCAAACAGUUUUCUGUGAGCUCUUAUUUUGCACUCCAAGCGUACGGUAGAUAUGUCUCCUCAUUUAGAAAUCUACAUUUAAAAAAGUGUAUUCAAGGACAAAUUUGGGUAUCUAAGUUAGCAAAUGAAAUAUUGUAGGGUUGUUUACAUCUUCUCCAGCUCUGGCAGUCCAAGAUGACACAGAAAAUCUGCCUUCACGUGUAACUUUCAGGGCUUGUAAGCUGUUGUGUUUCCUAUUUAUACAACACACCUUGCUUUAACCUGUGCCAGUGCUGGUUCCAUCUGGCUAUUUCUGAAAGCUCAAGGGAAAAGCAAACAUACAAAGAUAUGAAGGAAAUUAAAGGUGCCUCGGUGUGAUAUUUUUCUAGAGUGGUACAUUGACUUUGAUAAUGAACUGUGAAAUGUAGCAUGUGGAUGCUGAUGAAUGUAAAAGACUGCAUGUGUUUUUCUUUUAAUGUUGUGUCUAUGAGGUGGAUUAUUAGUAUGAGCUCUAUGUUGUGAAAACGCUGAAAAGAGAUGUAUAAAUGGAAAGGAGAAGAUAUUUCUAGAAAUUUAUAGACAACUGUAUUCUCUUUGGUCUAUCUCCUUUUUCAUGACCAGACUCAGAUUCUGGUAAUGUAAGCUUUGCCAUUACAAUGGUAAUAAACAAACUCACAAGAGGAGUAACUCUCUUCCUAAGAUCAGAUAUGCUUCCUGUUAGCAUUGUAAGGGAGUAUCUGUACUUCCAUCAGAUCACACUUCUCAGGCUUGGGCUGGCAGGGAUGCAUUGGCUGGGACAUCACCGGGGCUCACUAAUGGUGCCAUAUCACGCGUCUCCUGCCUGCAGAGUUCUAACAUUUGUUGCCAGGCCAAGAAAUAAGUGACUGUGGUUUGCUGCAGUCUUGAAAUACUUGCCUGGUCACCGGGGCUUAGGGUGCCUGCUGCAGCUUCUGGGGCCUAGGGAGCCUCUAGAGUUUUGCUUUGGGAACAAAGUAGGUUGUUUGAAUGAGAGCAGCAGAGAAAGCAUAGCUUGAUAGGCUUCUGCUUGCCUCCCCAUGUAGCUGCAAGGUCCCUGCUCUCACCUUCCCUGUUACACCAUCCAUGCAUCUCAGACCUCCUGCUUUAUAUCUGACCCUACUUGCAAGGCUGGUUAUGAGGGAGGCUUGUUUGCCCAGGGCUAGCCUUCCUUCUGGUGGGCUGCUCAAGUAUGUGACACUUGAAUCAGUGGUGAAAUAGAGCUUAAUUUGAAACACCACACACACAGGUUUGGCAGGAACUCAGUGUUUGGUUGACACAAGUUGACUUGGGAUCAGUCUGUGGCAAUUACAGUAAUGCUGGUGUACAGGAGCACAGGGAGGACAAGACAAGGUGUCUCCUGUCUUUUAGGAACUGGGCAUAACUGCAGAUUUUGUUCUCUCGCACAAGACUGGCAUCAGCUAUUGAUGACAUCACUUAUAAAGGAGCAAUGUGAUGUGGGACUUCAGUGUUAGCUGGUGAUUUUUGCCCUUGGGUUAUGCUAGUAUUUUGAUUUGCAUUCCUUCUUAUCUUGCCCACUUUAUUGAAAAAUGUGAUGGUGAUGUGGUAGUUCAAUGUCUUGAGAUGGUUUUAAAGUGGAUAAGCAAACCAUUAUGCCUCUGAGGUUGUGUAAUUCCAUGGAUUUGUUUUACCUCCAGUGACUGACAUGUAACAUUUAUUGUAUCAUUUAAUAUGUAUGUAAGCUUUACAGGCUGGAUGUUGUGUCAAAAUGAUGUGGGCACUUGGGUAAAUAUCUCUUUGAAUCACCAUCAUUUUGGCACGCUCAGGGGCAAAGGUACUUGUGUUGAGUGUUUUAAACAUCACAAAGUGUGUUGCUGUUUAGAGUCUUGUGAUUAGGGUUUCAAUCUAAUUCUCUCCAAUGUAGCAAAUGUUUGCUGAUGGCUAACACUGUUACAAGGACUAAGGGGUUGAAUUUCUUUGCCUGGCAAUAAUGUAUUUUCUAUUAUGUCAAUAGAAUCUGUUCAUUUUCAAGUAGUGUGCAGUGCUCCUUUGAAGAAUGUCUCUUUUUUCAGGUGGUUUCAUAGUGACUGUACCCCGAUAUGUUUAGAUGUCUCUCAAUAGCAAAGAUUGCUUUGUUAUUGAAUGUAUUAUUUAUUAACAGUACCUUGUUGUCUUUUUCUAGUCGCAUUUUACAAAAUAUACCACAAGCAUCUCAUGUGAUUUUUAUAAGGAAAUCUUAUUUAUAAUAUUCAUGCUAGCGGACAGAAACAAAUCUCAAUUUUAUAGUAGUUCAUGCCUUUUUUCAUAGCUGAAGAGUCUUAAUGAGCGUGAUCAGAAGGGACAAGCUCAUUGUUUUGUUUAAUUUUGAUGGAACUUUUCAAAGGUAAAUGUUAUGCUAUUUAUAAUUUGGAUUUACUUAUCUUAACAAAUAAAUAUCUCAAUUUUAAGAAAUGAAAAUAUUACUUGUGGGACUUCUUUUUAUUCUUUUCCACAUUCUCUAAUUCAGUAUUUCUAAACAAUGAAGGUCAUUUCCUCCUCCUCUUUAUUUUGUCCUGUAUAGUCUAUUGUCACAUCAAGAUUUAUGUCCCUUGUCCUCAUCUGAUAUUUCUGUCAUGUUGGUCAUUCUGUUUACUCAGUUCCUUCUCUUUUUAGCUUAGUUAGUGAAAGACAACUUUAUUUGUAGUGUGUCUGAGAAUUAACCUGGCACUAAACUUUUUACUUUCUCAGAACAACCCCCAGAAACAACUUUGGGCUCACAUCGAAAUCCCAAGUAGAUUAGAGCCAUUUUGUCAAAGAGGUUCCCAUUCUACACUCAAAUCAGUGUAACUGAACCCCACUUGCUUGGACUAGAUGUCCCCAUACUUAGUCUAAUACUUGCAUAAGAUAUUUUUACUAUAUUUCAACAAGCAAAUAGUGAUUCUAGAUAUCUGAACAUCUAAUUGACCAAGUUUAGAUGUCUUUAGAUUUUCAAGACAGUUUUUCCAAGUACAAAUUUUCUGUGCACCAGCCUCUUUGAGGUAGGUAGAGUUUGACUUCAAGAUCCUUUUGAGAUUACGAAAAUACCCUGUCUCGUUUGCACCCCUCCUUUAAAACCAAUGGAGGAUAAACAAUGAAAUGGUCUUAACCAUUCCAGGGACAGCUGGAGUAGGGUUUCUCAUUCAGGUAGAUACAAUCAAUUAAGCAUCUCUUUAUCUUCAU
This is a messenger RNA of Cygnus atratus (black swan), 15461 nucleotides long. RefSeq names its product ST8 alpha-N-acetyl-neuraminide alpha-2,8-sialyltransferase 1 (gene ST8SIA1). Bases 49 to 1131 code for a protein of 360 amino acids. NCBI's taxonomy places the organism in Eukaryota, Metazoa, Chordata, Aves, Anseriformes, Anatidae. Gene Ontology annotation, biological process: N-glycan processing; oligosaccharide metabolic process. The transcript has 5 exons. The record is from RefSeq and is a predicted model, not a curated record. Gene Ontology annotation, molecular function: alpha-N-acetylneuraminate alpha-2,8-sialyltransferase activity.